CCACACCGAUCUGGGAUCAGCACCGCGGACAGCACUGCUGUUUUACAAGCGUUAUCCUUUCUGCUGUUUUUGCUCUUCAUCAUCCCCGACCAGCUCGGCCAUACUUAGGUGUAGGGAAACUUUUAAUGCGCCUCUGAAUCGCUGUUCCUGGACGUAGCUGCAACUUUUCUCAGGCUUCGUGUUUUAUGCGGCUUGUGUCGACGGCCGCUGCGUUGCUGCUCGCUUCUCUCAGCGAGCUACGGGGAAUUAAGUUUUAAUUGUUACGUUUUUGGACCGCGGAGAAAGUUUUUUAUUUGUGAAUUGGAAAGUUGUUUUUUUUUUUUUUUUUUGACAUUAGUCGUAACGCUCGGACAUUUUAUUGGGGAUGUAUCUAGAAUAAAUGAAUUUAGACCGCGUCAUGGUCGCUGAUAGUGUUUUAAUUUGAGCCUUUUAGGUGUUUAGAGGCAGGGCCGCCGGACUGUGUUGUAGCGGCCAGCAGAAUGUCUCUGAAUAAUGGCGUGGAGACUGAGGCAGAGGGAGCUAAACUCUGUUGCCUCUGAGCUGGCCGGUCGACAGGAGGAGAGCGAACAUUCCCACAAGCACCUGGUAGAGCUAAGCAGGGAGUUCAAGAGAAAUGUCCCAGAGGAAGUCCGGGAGUUGGUGGCACCUGUUCUCAAGAGUUUCCAGGCGCAGGUGGUAGCUCUGAACAAGCGCAGUAAGGAGGCAGAGUCUGCAUUCUUGGGAAUCUACAAACAGCUUAUUGAGGCCCCAGAUCCAGUUCCUGCGCUGGAGGCCUCCCACUCCCUGGAGGAAAGGCUGCAGCAGCUUCAGAGUUCGGCCCCGGACAGUGAGGCCCUGGUGCGAGAGAUCAGCGGGCACUGGAAGAAACACCUGGAGUGCCUUGAAAAGACAGAGCCCUCAGAGGACGGAGCAGCAGCUGCACCUGCAUCAGAGGCCUCAGAAUCCACCUCUCCAGUUUCCCUGAUGACCCCAAACAGCACACCGGCCCCUGAGGCCCCAGCAUCUCCACAGCAGAACCACCAGGACCAAACUGAGGUCCAACGGGAGGAGGAGGAGGAGGGCGCUCAUGUUAGUUUGGUUGACAGACUAUCAGAGGCCGAGGAGAAGAUCAAAGUUCUGCAUUCAUCUUUGAAUACUGCACAGACAGAGCUGCUGGAUCUACGGUGCAAAUACAACCAGGAGAUGGCAAACAAGAAAGCUGAAGUCAAUGCCAUCAUGGCGAAUCUAGAGAAAGCGAACCAGAGAGCAGAAAUGGCUCAAAGGGAAGUGGAGCGGCUAAAGGAGCAGUUAGCCAGUGGGCCGACUGCAACAACAGGAAGCUGCCAUCCAGCAGAGGGCGCCACUAGGGACAAGAAUGAGAAGAGCGACGUGUUGUCAGCCCAGGUGGAGGCUGCCUUGCUGGCUAAAGACCGCGAAAUCCUCCGCCUUCUUGAAAACAUUCAGCGGCUGCAGUUCACACUACAGGAAGUUCAGGAGACUUCAUCUAAUCAGAUCCUUCAGUUGGAGCGCCAGUUGGCAUGUAAGAAGGAGGCUAUUGAGAGAUUAGAGGCUAAAAUACAGUCCCAGAUGGACUAUGAGGAGAUUAAAACUGAGCUCAGUAUUCUAAAGGUUAUGAAGCUGGCUUCAGCAAAUGGUAACUCGUCCCAGGAUUCUGCCAAGGCUGCAGAGGUUCUUUUGUUAGACAAAGAGGUCUUUCUUCCAUCUCACAAGUACAUGGGAGAUAAAAACAGAAUAUUGCACAGUAAUGAUGAUAACCACUCUGAGGAUGCGGGCAGGGAGACGAGCAGGCCGCCUGGCUCCCAUUCUUCUUCCUCUCAGGCAGAGAGUCGUGCCUCCUCCAGUCCAGUUCCCCCCACCUUGGAUGGUUCCUCCUCCAGCCACGACCUCCCCCGUCCUUUCUCUGUGUCGCCGUCUUCUGGAGACAGAAUGUCGGGAGACCACAUUCUUCACAAGCAGCUUCUCUCUCCACACUUUAAAAAGGAAGGCCUCAUGGCUUUCCCCACCGCCCUCUAUGCAGCAAAAGUUGCACUCAUGUCAGCCUCUCAAGGGUCUGUAGGGGCCGGCAGCAUUGAUGCCGGCCUGCCCAGCGACCAGUCGGAAAGCGGCAGUUCAACCGCAGGAGAUGAGGACCAGUUGGACACAGCGGAGAUCGCCUUUCAGGUGAAAGAGCAGCUGCUGAAGCACAAUAUUGGCCAACGAGUGUUUGGCCACUAUGUGCUGGGCCUCUCCCAGGGCUCAGUCAGUGAAAUUCUGGCAAGACCCAAACCCUGGAGGAAGCUGACUGUGAAAGGCAAAGAGCCUUUUAUAAAAAUGAAACAGUUUCUCUCUGAUGAACAGAACAUCCUGGCUCUCAGGACUAUUCAGGUCCGGCAGAGAGGGAGCAUCACUCCACGCAUCCGAACUCCUGAAACUGGGUCAGACGACGCCAUUAGGAAUAUCUUGGAGCAGGCCAAGAAGGAGAUCCAGUCACAGAGAAGUGGUGAUGGCAAGUCAUCUCUGAACAGCUCAUCUGGCAGAAUCAGUAAUGGAGCAGGCAGCAGCUCUGAUGAAACUAUAAAGAACAUCCUUGAGCAGGCCAGGAGGGAGAUGGAGGCUCAGCAGCAGGCCCUAAUGGAGAUGGAGGCUUGUGGAAGGUCCUCCACUGCCAGUUCAGGGGUUCAGGUUGAAUGCCUCGGGCCCCCUGAGCGCUCCAGGGUCCUUCCUUUGCCCAUCUCUAUCAAACAGGAGGAGGGGGGAUGUGUCGCAGUAUGCAUGGCCAACUCCAUCAGCAGCCCCCAGACACCACUCAGUGUUCUCUCCCCAGCUGCCUUUGUUCAGAACAUCAUUCGCAAAGUCAAAACCGAAAUUGGUGAAGCAGGCACUUACUUUGAUCAGCACUGGUCCCAGGAACGGGGAGCUGUGAUACUUGGUGGCGGCGUUAGCUCCCGACCCUUUAGUUCAGUCUCACCCUCCUUGUCUUCCUCCUCCUCGGGGCCCCCUACCCUGCCCCGCCCCUGGCCUCGCCUGGAGAACUGUGACGGCCUUGCUAAUAGCGAGGAGGCCUCAAAUGCAGAUGAUGAGCUGGGUGUGGGCCGGCCGGUGGAGGUGAAGGUGGAGUCUGACACCUCAGUGAGUGGCGAGUCCCCAGGAUCAGGUCCAGGCCGCCUUUCUUACUAUCCAGCAUACAUUCCACGUGCCCUGAAGCCCACCGUGCCCCCUCUGACUCCAGAGCAGUAUGAGAUGUACAUGUAUCGAGAGGUGGACACCAUUGAGCUGACCAGGCAGGUGAAAGAGAAGCUGGCAAAGAAUGGCAUCUGUCAGAGAAUCUUUGGAGAAAAGGUGCUUGGCCUAUCUCAAGGCAGUGUCAGUGACAUGCUGUCACGUCCCAAACCCUGGAGCAAGCUGACCCAAAAAGGCAGGGAGCCCUUUAUCCGCAUGCAGCUGUGGUUACUGGAUCAGCUUGGCCAAAGCCUCAACCAACCUCCGAACCAGGGCCAUACUCAGGAUAAAAGUCCGGUAACAACCCAGUCAUCUCCCUCCCCACCUCCUAGUCCAGCAGAGAGUCACCCGAGUCCACUGGUUGAGCCUGUCAGUCUGUCACUAGAGAGCAGCAAAGAGAACCAGCAGCCUGAAAGCCUUGGUUUGGGGUUGCCGAGCAAUCCAGAAGGUGGGAAAUCCACUUCUAGUCUCAUGGGUCUGCAUCACCCUACAACCCCAUUAGGAAUCCAGGAGCUGGUCGCUGUGUCUCCAGAGCUAGACACAUAUGUUAUAACCAAAAAGGUCAAGGAGGUGCUAACAGACAACAACCUAGGCCAGCGUCUUUUUGGGGAGACCAUCUUGGGUCUGACUCAAGGUUCCGUGUCUGACCUGCUGUCCAGGCCCAAACCAUGGCACAAACUGAGUCUUAAAGGCAGGGAACCAUUUGUCCGAAUGCAGCUGUGGCUCAAUGAUCCUCACAAUGUGGAUAAGUUGAGAGUCAUGAAAAAGAUGGAGAAAAAAGCUUAUCUGAAGAGGCGAUAUGGGCUGCUGAGCACUGGCUCUGACAGUGACUCACCCAGCACUCGCUCUGAGUGUGUGAGUCCUGCCCUGGCCUCAUUGGAUCUGUGUCCCUUCAGCCAAGUAAAGAAGCCUCGGGUGGUGCUGGGAGCCGAGGAGAAAGAAGCCCUGAGGAAGGCUUACCUGCAGGAGCCCUACCCCUCUCAGAACACUAUAGAGAUGCUGGCAUCGCAGCUCAACCUCAAAACCAACACUGUUAUCAACUGGUUUCACAACUACAGGUCCAGGAUGAGGCGUGAAGUGCUGAUGGGGAGUCUACCGGAUAAUGACACAGAUGCUGACCCCAACAGCUACUCCCCCUCUGUAACACAGAGCCCCAACUCUGAUGGCGAGGACAGGAGGCUGCUGCCCCCCUCAGGACAAAUCCAUUCCAGCCUUCCUCUUAGCACUAAUGCUGCACUUCCUCAUGUUAAACAGGAGGCAACAUACAGGGAAGAGGAUGAUGUGGAUGGAAGAGAAGCCUCACAGAAAGAAGUAGGAGUACAAUGUUUUCCCACAGCUGUAGCAUUGUCUCCUUUGAAAAGUGAGCACGAAGACUCCAUCUCUGGUUGUCAUGAGCCUCACCUGGCUAGCCAGAGCCUGAUGCAGGAUGAAGGUGCGAGCAGCCAGAUUCAGGGACUCCACCUUUGUACAGCCUCCACAGAUGGUCCUCAGCGAUCUAACAAGUCCAGGUAUGAUGGAGAAGAAUCAGGGAAGUCCCCCGUUGAUCCAGUCAGCUUCAAGGCAUCAUCGGAGCCCUGUCGCAGCAGCCUCGAGGUAUCCCUCAAUUCUCCUUCUGCCGCAUCAUCUCCCGGCCUCAUGAUGUCAGUGUCUCCAGUUCCCUCUUCCUCUGCUCCCAUAUCACCCUCGCUGCCCAAUCAGGCAACAAGCACCAACCACAGCAUGGAUGCUAACCCGCUCCCUCCGUUCCAAAGCCCCAAACUCAACAGAAGCACUCAGAGACGCAACGAGAAAAUGGCCAACCUCAAUAACAUCAUCCACAGGCUAGAGAGAGCAGCGAAUCGGGAAGAAACACUGGAAUGGGAGUUUUAAAGCCUCCUUUGCUGUAUCUCAUCCAGAAGACUCUUGCUGCACACAGGAAGGUUGGAUGGAAGCUUCCUGCAGACCUGAAUGGAGCUUGGCUCCUCAAGGCCUGUCGUCUUGGACUGGAAACAGGAAUGCAGAGGAGAACAUGAAGCUGAAUUUCCUACAAUAAUUUAAGAGUUAAAAAAUUUAUAAAAGUGUAUUUGUUUUUGUUUUUUUUCUUCUUUUGAUAACGCAUACUACUUUGAAAUGUAUGUGACAGCACUAGCUGUUGUUUUACCUUAUUGGACUUGACAUGAAGACUUUUGCAGCUAUGGUGUCAUAAAAUGUACACUGAAGUUCUGUAGAUUGCCACUGGGUGAGAUUAAAAAAAAGACCUCUGUCUUAAGCCAUUAAAAGCACUAUAACUAUUUGAAAAAAGACACUGACCAAAUUUGCUACUUUUUGAAUAGCAGUUUUUCAAAUUUUGUCUGUCAGACUGGACAGUUUAAGUCGAGUAACAUGAAUUCCAAUUACUGACUGAGGGAUAGUCCUUUAAGACUCUAAAUAUACAACAUCUUGUAUGUACUUAGUUUCUUGGUGAUAUGUUUUGAAACAUUUGUAACUCACACUUAUAAAAUGUGGUUGUACAUGUUGUAGAACUGUCUGCAAUAGCCUUCUCUAAAUCUGAUGUAGCAUGGUACUCACCUGACCCUGUUAUCCUCUGUAGUUAGUCACCUGUGAUUAUACUUGAGCGAAAACAAACAAAAAAAAAAAAGAGGUUAAACAACAAAUAGUUGAAAAACCUGCAAAAAAGGAAAAAAGUUCAUGUCAAACAAAGAAAUCCUUUAAGUGUUUUUUUUUUUUUUUUUUUUUCUCUUUUUUUAAUAAUACUUGAGGUUUACAGUUUAGGACCCGUGUGCUUUUUGGUACACACAGUUUCUUUCAGAUUUACGUCUCCGACUCUCUAAGGCACUGCUUCUCAGAUCGUAAUGGGCCACGAUGCCUGAUGCUUGGUUUACCUCAGAUUAGGUUCACGCACAUCAUGCUAUGAUUAUGCACUUCAUAAACAGAAACACGAACCAACCAAACAUGAGUCAGGAAAGGAGAUGUGCUCUGCAUCUGCUAUGGGUCAGUUCGCCCCUCCACUAAUUUCUACCCAUGUACUUAAACCAUUCAUCUUUAUAGUUAUUAGGCACUGGCUGCUUAUUGGGUACUAGUGUAUAACACAAGUUUAAAAAUGCUUAUGGUUUUCCAAAUCCAUAAACAGUUUUCCUUCCAACAGUUUAAAGUCCAUUUAUAAACAUGUCAGACAAAGUACGGAAGUGACAACAGUGUUGCUCUGGUUGAAUGGAGCAGGGCUGCCUCUCCUCUAGGUGUUGCUGCACACUGCCAGUCAGCUGGCUAAAAUGAGACACCUAUGGUUUUUUUUUUUCAUGCUGACAGAAAAAUUGUUAAAUUAAAAAGACAGUGGUGGUGCAGAAACUAAUCACCUAUAACCUAAGGUAAUUCAGUUUUACAACUAUAGCUGGCAACCUUUUCUAAAUAAAAGAAUUGUGUAAUAUAAAACAUUUUUAUUUGAAAUAUGUCUUAAUAUUGUCAACCAUGUUAUUUUUACUAAAGGUUAUACCAUGAAAAUCUUAUACUGGCCAAUGCCUAAAAAAAAAUGUUUUCAUGAACAAGUAGAUAGGUAACCAGAAAAAAUGCUCAAAUCUCAUGUGUAAUUUAAUUCUACAGUUAAACUAUUCAUACGCCUGGCAGAUUUAGAUUUAAAUUUGUUUUCAUUGAAUCAAGAAGUUUUUUUUCUGUCAGGAAAUGAGACUGGCAUUGCUCAAGAGAUAAGACUAUCUCUUAAAAUACUAGGGAUAACGUUUUUUUGGGGAAAAAUUUGUUUAUUUAUAUUUAAACAAAAAAAUGGCAUGUCAAAAAUGAUUUAUACCCUUCUCAAUAAGCAGUGGAUUUAAUGCCUUUAUUGGCAUUACAAUAAUGAAACCCUUUUUAUAACUGAUGGCUUUUUGCCUGUUUAUCUUUGUUGAUGAGGUCCAAGUCUUUAAGGUUGGAAGGUAUCCUAACCAUCACCCUAAACCUUUGCUUCCUCCACAGAUCCUCUGUUGGAUUCUGGUCAGAACUCUGGACUGACCGGUCUAAAACAAUAUUACUUUCACUUAGAAGAAACAUGGUGUUAAAAUUAAAAUAUGAGCGUUAAAUCUAAAUCUACCAGCUGUAUGAAAACAUUUGGGGUCAACUAUGUAUUCUUUUCAGAAGACACCAUAUUUCUAUUUAUUUCUUCUGAUUCCCAUUUGACUCAAUUGGUUUGUGAAACAUGACAGAUAUCGACUUCAAAUUGAUGCAAUGUCAGUAUGACGUCUCCUGUGGUAGAUGGCUCAGUUUCAUACCUGAAAAGGUUGAGUAUGCAAUGACCAAAACUGCAAAGGUACAAAAUAGUGUUGGGGCGAAAUGAGCACUACUUUGUGCAUCAUGGCUCACAUGAGAGUUAACUUCUCAGAGAACCAACAUGAAGCAGGGUGCAUGGUAACUUUUUCUUUGUAUGUGUACAGAUGCUCCUCACUGGUAACUCCUGACUGAGUUCACAUUCUCAGAACGGGUCUUUUACAGUUGUUGGAAUAAAUAACACUUUCAAGGAACAGCUACCGAGAACUAAAACAUGGUUUAGCUGGGCAUUCGGUAGCACUGAUGAGUUGUGCAUUGAUCUACUUUGGGGCUAAAGCUCAGUAUACCUGAACCUGAAACACUUCAGUCUGUAAGUACAAUAUAUUAAAAGAGCACCCCUUCAUAUUAUCUUUGACCACUUGUGUAUUGUGUCUGUAGCUGUUUCUUUGUCAUGCUUGCAGGAUGUUCUUUAUGUAUUUUGCCUCUAUUUUAUACUGUGAACACUUACCUAGAUAUCCAAUACCUCCUGUAUGAAGUACUUACAGCACUUAGAUUUUUGAUAAUUGUGAGAACUCCAAGAAAUUUUCAAAUAUGAACAUUAUCCUUACUUAGCGUCCACAGGUCUUUGCCUUUACUGUAUUGUUGGAUUUGGUAGUAAACACUUGCACAUGACAUAGUUCAGAGGACUUGGAUUGUAUUAUGUAGAGCUAUAUAUUACACAAUUAUUAAAAAUAACCCUACAUCCUGGGUACAAAAUGUGCUGAAUAUAUUGAGAUAUAAUGUACAGAUUUAAUAAAUCAAACCCAGUCAAGCCAGUUCUUAUCUGGCAAGCUUGCCCACAUUUUAGACCUUCUCUCAGGGUAGUCUUGCUUUUUAAAGCUUUACUGAAAUGGAUUCUCUCAUCGGUGAUGGUGAUUAUGAUAAACAUGUGGUGUAGAGAAUGACUCUGUUAUGAUCAUGUGGCACUUGUAUGGUUAUUGGAGUUUGAGCUAUCACAUAAAAUUGUGGUUUGCUUGGAGGAUUGACGCAGUUUUGUAAUUCAUUACACCGAUGUGUCAAAGUACAGUACAGACUGGAAAUACUAGGAAGAGGCUUAAGGGUUGCUUAUCUGAGAUCAGUAGAUUUGCUCUCUAAAAACACCAUUUUCUUUUCUUCUUGGAGCUGGAAAAGCUUCUGUGCUGCUUUUCUAACAUCCAUAUUCUGUGCAUAGUAUACUCUGAUUAGAUUUGACUAGAUUUUCUUAUGAGAAAACUUCAUUGUUUUUCAUAUUAACAUGGUCACACGAAAAGAUAUGUAUUUACCUUGACCAUCAUCUUCUCAUGUAAACAUCUAAUUGUUUUGCAUGCAAUUAAUUCUGGUCACAUGACAAGGGGAUAGACUCUUUUUGUGUAAUUCUUCUUACACAGGAAUGGUAAAUCAGUACUUAAGAUCCUUUUUACAUUAGUAAUGUCCAUGCAUGGUGCUGCUGAUUGAAAUGACUCUUGCAAAAUCAUUACGGUUCUGUUGAAAGUUGGAACUCAAGAAUCAGCUUACUUCUAGGUUAAUAUUUAAAUUAAGGUUGUUUUGUGCCAUAUCAUAUGCUUCAUGCAUUUUCCUUACAGAGAAAUUUCUUGUGUGGAGGCUGUUUGUAACCCAGUUCAGAAAGAAAGCCAAGCUUGGUUUUUAAUUAUGAACUUUAAAUUUAAUUGUUUUAUUUUAUAAUUGACAUUAGUCACUAAAAAGAAAAUAGCUGGUAAGCAGAAAGUAGAUAAUUAUGAUCCAAGGUAAUAUAAAAAUUUUGGUUUCAGCUGUGGCACUGAGGGUUUGUCCCAAAGACAAUUUGUUUAAAGGUUGGCUGUGAUUCUGUAGGGAAGGCUUAAAAAAAGUUUGAAAAGAACUUUGUAAGGCCUAACAUGUCAGUCUAUCAAAUGUUGAAGAAUGGUCAAUGGUAUGCCAAUUUACUUGGAAAAUAAACUGCAUAUGUAAGGCAUCAGUCAAUACAUUUUUAAGACCUGU
Messenger RNA from Girardinichthys multiradiatus, 9423 nucleotides. It is a transcript of the gene cux2b, whose product is annotated as cut-like homeobox 2b. Bases 493 to 5067 code for a protein of 1524 amino acids. Lineage: Eukaryota; Metazoa; Chordata; Actinopteri; Cyprinodontiformes; Goodeidae. Gene Ontology annotation, molecular function: DNA binding; DNA-binding transcription factor activity, RNA polymerase II-specific. The record is from RefSeq and is a predicted model, not a curated record. Gene Ontology annotation, biological process: regulation of DNA-templated transcription. The transcript is spliced from 22 exons.